AUGACAACCACCACCACCACCACCACGACCAACGGUCAAUCAUAUCUGGAUGAGAGUUUGGAAGAAAGAAGGAAACGGUUUCUAUUAGAAGUAGAUGCAAAACACGAACGGGCACACGACAAGGAUGAUGCAACCAAACGAUUUCAGUAUUUAUUGGGUUUAAGUGCAUUAUUUAGAAAAUUUAUCAAUCUAAACGCUUCUAAAGACCCAGAAUUUAAAAAAAGAAUUAGAGAAAUAGACAACAAAACUUCAUUCAAGGAAUCAAGUAAGAAGGCCAAAAAUUCAAGACGAAGAAAAACUGAAAAGGAAGAAGAUGCAGAAUUGUUACAGGAUGAAGAACAUCAAGACGAUGAAGAUCAUCAACAUACAGUAUUAACAGAAUCUCCAUCGUAUAUUAAAGAAGGAAAACUAAGAGAAUACCAAAUACAGGGGUUGAAUUGGUUAAUAUCGUUGUAUGAAAACAGAUUAAGUGGAAUAUUAGCUGAUGAGAUGGGAUUAGGGAAAACUUUGCAAACCAUCUCCUUUUUAGGUUACUUGAGAUAUAUCAAACAUAUCGAUGGACCUUUCAUUGUUAUAGUUCCCAAAUCAACCUUAGAUAAUUGGAGAAGAGAGUUUGCAAAAUGGACUCCUGAUGUUAACGUGGUAGUAUUACAAGGUGAUAAAGAACAAAGAGCCAAUAUAAUUAAGGACCAAUUGUAUACAGCAAAAUUUGAUGUUUUAAUCACUUCUUUUGAGAUGAUUCUUCGCGAAAAAAGUGCUCUUCAAAAGUUUAGAUGGGAGUACAUCGUUGUUGAUGAAGCUCAUAGAAUCAAAAAUGAAGACAGUUCACUUUCAAAAAUAAUUAGAUUAUUUUAUUCUAGAAAUAGAUUACUUAUUACUGGUACCCCAUUACAAAAUAAUUUGCAUGAGCUUUGGGCGUUAUUAAAUUUUCUCCUACCGGAUGUAUUUGGUGAUUCCGAUCAAUUUGAUGAAGCAUUUGACAAUCAGAAUACCGAAGAACUAGAUGAAGAGCAAAAGCAGAAAAAACAGGAUAAAGCAGUUCAGGAAUUGCACCAGCUUCUAAGCCCCUUUUUACUUCGAAGAGUAAAGGCAGACGUGGAAAAGUCGUUAUUACCGAAAAUUGAAACUAAUGUUUACAUUGGUAUGACAGAUAUGCAAGUAGAAUGGUACAAGAGAUUGUUAGAGAAAGAUAUUGAUGCGGUUAAUGGUGUUGUUGGAAAACGCGAAGGCAAGACACGACUUUUGAACAUUGUGAUGCAAUUGCGUAAAUGUUGUAACCAUCCUUAUCUAUUUGAUGGUGCUGAGCCGGGGCCACCAUAUACUACAGAUGAGCAUUUGGUUUACAAUUCCGGUAAAAUGAUAAUUUUGGAUAAAAUGCUUAAAAAAUUCAAAGCAGAAGGCAGCAGAGUGCUAAUUUUCUCACAAAUGUCACGUGUGCUCGAUAUUCUUGAGGAUUAUUGUUAUUUUCGAGAAUAUGAAUAUUGCCGAAUUGAUGGAUCAACUUCACACGAAGAUCGAAUUGAAGCUAUUGAUGAAUAUAAUGCACCAAAUUCAGACAAAUUUAUUUUCCUUUUAACAACACGUGCUGGUGGGUUGGGCAUUAAUUUAACAAGUGCUGAUAUUGUAAUUUUAUACGAUUCAGAUUGGAACCCUCAAGCGGACUUACAAGCUAUGGAUCGAGCACAUAGAAUUGGUCAAAAAAAACAAGUCAAAGUUUUCCGAUUUGUUACUGAAAAAGCCAUUGAAGAGAAAGUUCUAGAAAGAGCAGCACAAAAAUUGAGAUUAGAUCAGUUAGUCAUCCAACAAGGCCGACAAAUGAACUCAAAUAACAAUGUUGGAAACUCGAAGGAUGAUUUGAUUGGUAUGAUUCAACACGGAGCCAAAGAAGUUUUUGAAAACUCCAAGGGCACAAUGUUGGAUGAUGAUGUUGAGGAAAUUUUGAAACGAGGAGCAGAAAAAACAGCAGAACUCAACAAUAAAUUCAAUAAACUUGGUCUUGAUGAUGUGCAAAAUUUUACUUCUGAUGCUUCUGCAUAUGAGUGGAACGGUCAUGAUUUCACGAAAAAGGGAAAUAAUGCUAGUUUAGGCUUGAAUUGGAUCAAUCCAUCCAAGAGAGUAAGAAAAGAGUUAACAUAUUCCGUCGAUAAUUAUUACAAAGAUGUAUUGAAGCAACCUGUCGUGGUCAAAGAAAAAGUUGCUAAGCAACCAGUUGUGAAACCCAAGGCUCCAAAGUCGUAUAAUGUACAGGAUCAUCAAUUUUUUGCUGAUGAAUUAGUAACCCUACUUGAAAGAGAACAGUUGGCAUUUAAAAAGGAAAUCAAUUAUCAAUAUUCUGUAGAUGAUUUUGGAGAUAGUGAUGAAGAAUUCCUUGAACAAGAUGAUGAGGACGACAUGACACGUGACGAGAAGCGUAAAAUUGCCCAAGAAAAGAUUAAUAAUGCAGUUGCUUUAAAUGAAGAGGAAAUUGCUACAAGGGAUAAGUUACUUGAAGAGAGUUUCCAUAAUUGGUCAAGAAGAGAUUUUACCAAUUUUAUACAUGCAACAGCAAAGUAUGGACGCAAUGAAUAUAAAAAAAUUGCCAAAGCUCUAGGUAAUAAAAAACGUGCUGAAAUUGAACGCUAUUCCAAAACGUUUUGGCAAAAUUAUCAAAAGAUAGAAGGUUACGAAAAGUAUUUAUCUCAAAUUGAAGCAGUCGAGAAAAAGCGUGACAAGUUGAUAAAUCAACAAAAAUUAUUAGCUAAAAAAAUUGAAAGCCUAGAAGAUCCUUUAGAGGAUUUGAAAAUUCUAUACCCACCAAACAAUUCCAAACGAGUUUAUUCCAAAACAGAAGAUAAGUUUUUGUUAUACUGUGUUCACAAGUAUGGCUUAUCAACAGAAAAUUUGUAUGAUAAGAUAAAAGAUGACAUUCUAGCCAGUGACAUUUUCAAAUUUGACUGGUAUAUAAGGUCUAGAACUCCACAAGAAAUUGGAAGAAGAAUAUCCACAUUACUACUAGCGAUAUCUCGUGAAAUGGAAGGUCCAUUACAUGGGAAGAAAAGGAAAACAAUGGGUGAAUCAAAUAGUAGCUCUAGAUUUGGAUCAGUUGAACCUUCAUCAGUAAACGGAGAAAAACAUUCUCCAGAAGUUAUCGACAAUGAACAGACGGUUAAAAAAAUGAAACUCUAA
Candida dubliniensis CD36 is the source of this 3165-nucleotide messenger RNA. It is a transcript of the gene ISW2, whose product is annotated as DNA translocase. Gene Ontology annotation, cellular component: chromatin; nucleus. The transcript has a single exon. NCBI's taxonomy places the organism in Eukaryota, Fungi, Ascomycota, Pichiomycetes, Serinales, Debaryomycetaceae. The record is from RefSeq and is a predicted model, not a curated record. Gene Ontology annotation, molecular function: ATP-dependent chromatin remodeler activity; histone binding; ATP hydrolysis activity. Bases 1 to 3165 code for a protein of 1054 amino acids. Gene Ontology annotation, biological process: nucleosome organization; regulation of transcription by RNA polymerase II.